This is a messenger RNA of Racocetra persica, 2432 nucleotides long. The record is from the annotation of a GenBank genome assembly. NCBI's taxonomy places the organism in Eukaryota, Fungi, Glomeromycota, Glomeromycetes, Diversisporales, Gigasporaceae.
GAAGUCUCAUAUCAUCCCUCCCCAACGGGAUACGCGUCGCUACAGAAAAUACACCAGGUCACUUUUCGGCAGUAGGUGUAUAUGUGGACGCAGGUUCAAGAUAUGAAACUCCACAGACAACUGGAGUAAGCCACAUUUUAGAUCGAACGGCGUUUAAGGGUACAAAAACUCGUACAAGUGAACAAACACAAGCUAUUUUAGAAUCGUUAGGUGGUAAUAUUAUGUGUGCUAGCAGUCGUGAAGCUAUUAUGUACCAAUCAGCCAUAUUUAGUCAGGAUUUGCCAAAGAUUAUAGAGCUUUUUUCUGACGUGAUUCGCAACCCACUUAUUGACCCAGAAGAAGUUGCAGAACAGCGACGGACAGCACUUUAUGAAAUUCAGGAAAUUUGGCAAAAACCUGAAAUGAUCAUGCCAGAAUUGCUUCAUACGGUUGCUUAUAAGAACAAUACUCUGGGAAAUCCAAUGCUAUGUCCAGAAGAAAGAUUAAACACAAUUACCCCGGAGCUUAUAAGAGAUUAUAUGUUAACAUGGUAUCGUCCUGAGCGAAUAGUCGUGGCAGCCGUUGGAGCAAAGCAUGAAGAUGUUGUGGAAUUAGUUAGCAACCAUUUUGGGGAUAUACCAAGAUCACCAGAUUUCAAUUCACAUUUUUCAUUGCCACUCUCCGUCACAUCAUCAAACUAUAAACAAUCAAAAACGUCACUGUACAAAACAAUAACCACAGCGGCAUCAUCGAUACUUCACCCAAAACAACCAGCAACUUCUACCAUUGCGACGCAAAAAGCACAUUAUACAGGUGGUACACUUUUACUCGACAAAUCACAGCCUCACACCCAUCUUUAUAUAUCAUUUGAAGGACUUUCGAUCCAUGAUCCUGAUAUAUAUGCACUUGCUAUACUCCAAAUGUUACUUGGUGGAGGUGGAUCGUUUUCAGCCGGUGGACCAGGAAAAGGGAUGUAUACACGUUUGUUUACUAACGUUCUCAAUCAAUAUUCAUGGGUAGAGUCUUGUAUGUGUUUCAAUCAUUGUUAUACCGAUUCGGGACUUUUUGGAAUUAUGGCAUCAUGUCGUCCUGAAUACAAUCGCGCAUUAGUGGAUGUAAUUGCCAAGCAAUUCGAAUCUGUGACAAGUUAUGGACGUGGAGGAGUAACUCAAUUGGAGCUUGCGCGAGCAAAGAAUCAACUAAAAAGUAGUUUACUAAUGAAUUUAGAAUCCAGGAUGGUUCAGCUAGAGGAUCUAGGCAGACAGGUUCAAGUUCAUGGUUUUAAAAUCCCAGCGGAAGUGAUGUGUAAAAAAAUUGAUGAUGUUACAUUAGAAGAUCUUGUGAGAGUUGCAAGGAAAAUUAUUAGAGGGGAUGUAGUCAACGAAGGGCAGGGUACUGGGCAAGUGACGGUAGUUGCUCAAGGAAAUUUGAGUGGAUUACCAGAUGUAGUUAAAAUUUGUGAACGAUAUGGUCUAGGUAAACAUAGUGGUUCGAAAUGGUUGCGAUAUAAAAUCGAAAAAAUGUCGACUACAGACAAAAAUAACUUAAAAACAGAUUCUUAUACAGUAUCAGAUUUAUUACCUAAAAUUUCUUCUUUGAUAGAUACAUGUGACUAUCAGUUAGCCUUACAGUUUGCUAAAAGAGCUUUGAGCAUGGAAAGUAAUAAUAUUAUGGUUUUAGAGAUUUUGGGAAUGGUGGAAAUAGAAUUAGGAAUGUUCGAUGAUGCUAAAGAGCAUUUUUUAAAAGCCAUUUCAAUAAGUCCGAAUCAAGGAUAUUCAAAAUAUAUGUAUAUGGGUCAAUUAUGUGAAGGUCUAGAAGCUAUUAAAAAUUUUCAAUGUGGUGUUAAUUUAAUGAUUGACGAACACAAAUCAAUUACUUCCAAUAAGUCAUCAUCAUCACAAGAUUCACAGGAAUCUUUAAACCGUAAAAUUUCUACGGCAUUAUGUUCAAUGAUUGAAAUCUAUUUAACUGACUGUUGUUUCGAAUCAGAUGCUGAAUCAAAAUGUGAAGAAUAUUUAAAUCAAGCUUUGGAGAUCGAUCCAAUAAAUCCUGAAGUUUAUCAAUUAUUAGCCUCAGUUAGGCUUUCUCAGCAAAGAAACGAAGAAGCAAAAAUUGCACUGGAAAAAAGUUUAAGUUUAUGGAUCAAUUUAGAACCAGGUGAUCCAUUAAUACCCUCUUACGACAUCCGAAUAUCUCUAGUAAAGUUACUCCUUGAGCUUUCUCAAUAUACUCAAGCACUUUCGGUUCUUGAAAUAUUGCAAAAGGAAAAUGAUCAAAUAGUCGAUAUAUGGUAUCUUUACGGAUGGUGUUAUUACUGUAUGGGUCAAGACUCGCUGCAAAAUAAAGAAGAUCAUUUGGUCCAUUGGGAAGACGCCCGCGAUUGUUUGGUUACUUGUGAAAAGGCAUCCUACAACACACACAAGAAAUCUUACAAACCAUCAACUCUCUUGUAA